UCCUAUAACUCAUUGUUAGAAUUCAAUGUCACCUUUGAUUGGGUUCCUCCCUUUCAAUUGUAUAAUUUGAUGGUGAGGUCUUGUAAGGUGGGUCCGAAUUUCCCAAACUGGCUACGAACCCAAACAGGUCUUUCCAACGUUGACAUGUCUUACGCUGAUAUUUCAGAUGUCUUUCCAAGUUGGUUUUGGGGACUCUUUACUGACACUCAGACUGUAGACUUGUCUAACAAUCAAAUUAGAGGAACAUUAGGGAGCUUAGAGGCUACAUCAGUUGAUAUAGUUGAAGUUCGAUUGAGUUCGAACCAGUUGGAAGGUUCAGUACCCUCAUAUCUAUCAAAUGCUUCAUAUUUGGAUCUCUCUGAUAAUCAAUUCUCAAAUGCAACUUCCUUCUUGUGUUCUUCCAAUGUGAAUGUUUCAAAGUUUCUUGAUCUUUCCAAAAACUAUAUUUCGGGAGAAAUUCCAGAUUGCUGGCAGCAAUGGGUUACUCUAGAACUUCUUGAUUUAAGUAACAAUUCUUUUUCUGGGAAAAUUCCACCCAGUAUAGGAUAUUUACAUCAGAUGAAAACAUUGAAAUUAAGAAGUAACAAACUUGUGGGAGAACUGCCCUCAUCCUUGAAGAGUUGCAAAAGCUUAAAUGUUAUUGAUCUCGGAAACAAUAGUCUAACGAGUUCGGUGCCUGAAUGGCUUGGGGUUAGUUUUCCAAAUUUGGUCAUUCUUAUGCUUCAGUCUAAUCAGCUUAGUGGAAGUUUGCCUUCACAAUUAUGUCAUCUAGCACGCCUUCAAAUUUUGGAUGUCUCUGUGAAUCAAUUAUCUGGGAAAAUUCUAAACUGCCUCAACAAUCUGACUUCUUUGGCGCAAGAAGGAAAUUCAAAUCUAACCAUCAGACAUUCUUUUCAUACAUCUGAGGCUGAACCACCUAUGACUUCUCUUUAUUAUGAGGACGAUGAGACUUUCAUGUGGAAAGGGGCAUUAUCUUCUUACCAAAGUACUUUGGGACUAGUCAAGAGAAUUGAUCUCUCAAGCAACAAAUUAACUGGGGAGAUACCAAUUGAAAUCACUCAUCUUGUUGGGUUGGUUUCAUUGAACCUUUCAAGAAACCACUUAACUGGACGCAUACCUCCGGAGAUUGGAAAGUUGGAGUCAUUGGAUUCACUUGAUUUGUCAAGAAACAAGAUGCAUGGUGGAAUUCCGGAAAGCCUUGCUCAUAUCGAUAGACUUGGUGCCAUGGAUUUGUCGUACAACAACUUGUCUGGUAAAAUUCCAACUGGCACUCAGCUCCAAGGCUUUGAUGCCUCCUCCUAUAUUGGAAAUCCUUUCUUGUGUGGACCUCCACUUGAUUUUUGUAAUCCAGAGGGAACUAAUGGCUCGAUUGGUCAAGAAGAUGCAGAUGAGCUCAUCACACAAGGGUUCUACAUAAGUUUGGGACUCGGAUUUGCUGUUGGAUUUUGGGCAGUUUGUGGGAGUUUGAUAUUCAAGAGGUCAUGGAGAUACGCAUACUACAACUUCUUGAAUGCUCUAAAUGAUUGGCUCUAUGUGAGGUUAGCUUUGAUAAGACGGAAGUUAAAGGAGAUGCUUAAUAGACAAUCCUAAGCGCACCAACAUCUUCAGGGGACAAGGUGCUUCCUUUCAAUUCAAACUGGCGCUGGGCAAUCAUCUGCUCAAUUAAGUCUCCAAGUUUAUGAGUGUUUUUAGUGUCUUUUAUUUUGGAUAAAAGAGUGUUCGGUGCAUCUUUAUCUUUACGUAGCCAAGUUUGGUUUUCAUGCCGUCAUUGUAUUAAUUUUCAAUAAUAUGCAAGUCCUAAUCCCUAUGUGUCCUUGAUUAAGUAUCAGAAACUUCUGAUAUAUCAGAAGUACUGUCCUUGUAAAAAA
This is a messenger RNA of Argentina anserina (silverweed cinquefoil), 1868 nucleotides long. RefSeq names its product receptor-like protein EIX2. NCBI's taxonomy places the organism in Eukaryota, Viridiplantae, Streptophyta, Magnoliopsida, Rosales, Rosaceae. The transcript is spliced from 2 exons. The record is from RefSeq and is a predicted model, not a curated record. The coding region runs from base 70 to 1590 and encodes 506 amino acids. Gene Ontology annotation, molecular function: protein binding.